Messenger RNA from Orycteropus afer afer, 3072 nucleotides. It is a transcript of the gene CDYL, whose product is annotated as chromodomain Y like. Gene Ontology annotation, molecular function: transcription corepressor activity. The record is from RefSeq and is a predicted model, not a curated record. Gene Ontology annotation, cellular component: nucleus. Lineage: Eukaryota; Metazoa; Chordata; Mammalia; Tubulidentata; Orycteropodidae.
AAAGGAUUGUUGACAAAAGGAAAAACAAGAAGGGGAAGACUGAAUACCUGGUGCGGUGGAAAGGCUAUGACAGUGAGGAUGACACGUGGGAACCAGAGCAGCAUCUUGUAAACUGUGAAGAAUAUAUCCAUGACUUCAACAGACGCCAUACGGAGAAACAAAAAGAAAGCAUAUUAACUAGGACAAAUAGGACCUCUCCAAACAAUGCUAGGAAGCAGAUUUCCAGAUCCACCAACAGCAGCUUUUCUAAGACCUCUCCUAAAUCGCUCGUGAUUGGCAAAGACCACGAGUCAAAAAACAGCCAGUUAUUUGCUGCCAGCCAGAAGUUCAGGAAAAACACAGCCCCAUCUCUCUCUAACCGCAAAAAUAUGGACCUAGCAAAAUCAGGUAUAAAGAUACUUGUGCCUAAGAGCCCCAUUAAAAGCAGGACAGCGGUGGAUGGUUUUCAGAAUGAGAGCCCCGAGAAAUUGGAUCCUAUAGAGCAGGGUCAUGAGGACACGGUGACUCCAGAAGUGGCCGCCGAGAAACCUGUUGGAGCUCUGUUGAGUCCUGGUGCAGAGAGAGCUAGAAUGGGGAGUCGGCCUCGGAUACACCCAAUAGUGCCUCAGGCGCCUGGCCCAGUGACAGCUGCUAUGGCCACGGGACUUACCGUUAAUGGGAAAGGUACAUCUCCGUUUAUGGAUGCAUUAACAGCCAGUGGAACAACCAACAUACAGACAUCUGUUACAGGAGUGACAGCCGGGAAAAGGAAAUUUAUUGACGACAGAAGAGACCAGCCUUUUGACAAGCGGUUGCGUUUCAGUGUGAGGCAAACAGAAAGUGCCUACAGAUACAGAGAUAUUGUCGUCAGGAAGCAGGAUGGUUUCACCCACAUCUUAUUAUCAACAAAAUCAUCAGAGAAUAAUUCACUAAAUCCAGAGGUGAUGAAGGAGGUCCAGAGUGCACUAAACACAGCUGCUGCUGACGACAGCAAGCUGGUGCUGCUCAGUGCCGUGGGCAGUGUCUUCUGUUGCGGUCUCGACUUUAUUUAUUUUAUACGGCGCUUAACAGAUGAUAGAAAAAGAGAAAGCACUAAGAUGGCAGAAGCUAUCAGAAACUUCGUGAAUACUUUUAUUCAGUUUAAGAAGCCUAUCAUUGUAGCAGUAAAUGGCCCAGCCAUUGGACUAGGAGCAUCUAUAUUGCCUCUUUGUGAUGUGGUCUGGGCUAACGAGAAAGCCUGGUUUCAAACACCUUAUACCACCUUCGGACAGAGUCCAGAUGGCUGUUCUACCGUUAUGUUUCCCAAGAUUAUGGGAGGAGCAUCUGCAAAUGAAAUGUUGCUCAGUGGACGGAAGCUGACCGCACAGGAGGCAUGUGGCAAAGGACUGGUGUCCCAGGUGUUUUGGCCAGGAACAUUCACACAGGAAGUGAUGGUUCGAAUUAAGGAACUUGCUUCAUGUAAUCCAGUUGUGCUUGAGGAGUCCAAAGCCCUUGUGCGCUGUAACAUGAAGAUGGAGCUGGAGCAGGCGAACGAGAGGGAGUGUGAAGUGCUGAAGAAAAUCUGGGGUUCAGCCCAAGGGAUGGACUCCAUGUUGAAAUACCUUCAGAGAAAAAUCGAUGAGUUUUGACUGUCAGAGUGCCUACUGAACGACACUGGAACUGUUUGUUGCAGGACAUCCGCGGCUCCAUGUCGCCCUACUCCACCCUCACAGCCUGAAAUAAGUUUACCUAUAGCUCAUGCUUGGAACUAGGACUGGAAACUUCCAAGCUAUUUAUUAUCAAGGAGUUUUUAAGUACUGUAACUUUAAAAUAACUACAAAACUCCUUUGUCCAAAUGUCAUUUUUUUAUACUUAAUGUAAACACAAGUAUAAAAGUGUAAUAGUGAGCAGUACACUGCUCUUCGAAGGUCUCAUUUCUGUUAUAUUUGGCUUGUACUGUAUAAAAAGGAAAAGAAUUGUGUUUUUCUGUCUUUGGGUGGCAGGAAAGUCUAGAAUAAUGUCAUUUUCCUCAUUUUUUUUCCUUCUAGAGCACAGAAUCUAAAAGUGUGUGAGCCAGCCUCACUUUGCCUAGCCCAGAUAGCGAUAGAGAUCUGAGACAUUGCCUUUGUCUCCAAGAAGGUACACAUACCUCAGAGAUGGAAAGUUCUAAAUCAAAAGUAAAACUUCUCUUUUAUGAUGAAAAGUCCCCAGUGAGCAAACCCAAACUAAGUGUCCCCUUAGGGUCUCUGCUGAGACAUCAACUGGUCCCCUUUUUCUAAUCUAUCUGUUCUUACCCAGUUAACAUGAAGAAACCACUGUCUCUCUAGAAGAAAGCUUGUUUUGCAGUAUUAGUGAAUCACUGAAUAGCUUAAGUAUGGAUAUCUAAGUUGUAAGUUAGUCUUAGCAGGUUUUAAAUAAUUAGUUUUUUGACCCUUUGAAAAAUAACUACGUAAGUGCUUCUUGUUGCUGGGUGAGAAAAACUACUUUAUAUACAGUUUUGAUUUUCUAUUUGCAGAUACAUUGAUGUAUUACACCAAAAAGAAGUAUUUUUAUGUUUAUAAUGUGUAAUUUUUAGGUUCACUUAGAAGAUAUUUUAUUUAAUAAGUUAAAAUUCUUUUGGCACACUAUUAAAUGCAGAAACUCCUUUCAAAAAAACUACCUUAUAUUAGACAUUUACUGUUCUUUGUCUAUGCUUUUAUGUCUACACAAUAUACUGACUACAGUAUGGUGUCCAAGAGUGCCCUGUGUACAUAGACAUUUUGCCUUCCUUCUGGGAAGGUGUUGAUUCCUGACUACAGAUGCCUUUUAUUAAUUAGGCUUCUGAGCUUGCAAUCAUAUUGAAUGUAUGAAGAAUGAAAUAAAAUCAAACCUUAUUUUUGUACAGUUUUGAAGUUUAUACUUAGAGCUGACCACCCCCCGUCGGCGUGGAGAGCUGUACAGUGUGUAAAUCUACCUUUGCCUGGGAUCGAUUGGUACAGUAUUUUUGCAUCUGUGGGACCUACUUUUUUGUUCAGUAGUUUGAACUAUAUAUAAACUGUACAAUCUGUAAAGUUUUUAUAGAAUAAAUAUUCAGCUGUGAAAACUGGUUAAAUAAAACUAAUAUUUCUUAACACA